Messenger RNA from Miscanthus lutarioriparius, 1731 nucleotides. The record is from the annotation of a GenBank genome assembly. NCBI's taxonomy places the organism in Eukaryota, Viridiplantae, Streptophyta, Magnoliopsida, Poales, Poaceae.
AUGGCGGACGAGGCGAAGGCGAAGGGCAACGCGGCGUUCGCGGCCGGCCGCUUCGAGGAGGCUGUCCAGCACUUCAGCGACGCCAUCGCGCUCGCGCCCGACAACCACGUCCUCUACUCCAACCGCUCGGCGGCGUACGCGUCGCUCGGGCGCUACGCGGAGGCGCUAGGCGACGCCGAGCGGACCGUGGCGCUGAAGCCGGACUGGGCCAAGGGCUACUCCCGCCUCGGCGCCGCGCACCUGGGCCUCGGCGACGCGCCCAAGGCCGUCGAGGCGUACGAGAAAGGGCUCGCGCUCGAGCCGUCCAAUGAGGCGCUCAAGUCCGGCCUCGCCCAGGCGCGCCAGGCCGCGUCGGCGCCGAGACGUCCGGUGGGCUCCGGGGCGGACGCCGUCGGCAAGAUGUUCCAGGGCCCUGAGCUAUGGAGCAAGGUCGCCGCCGAUCCCACCACGCGUGGCUACCUCGACCAGCCGGACUUCGUGCAGAUGCUGCGGGAGGUGCAGCGGAACCCCAGCAGCCUGAACAGCUACCUUUCUGACCAACGAAUGGUUCAGGUGCUCACCCUCAUGCUGGACAUCAAGUUCCAGAACCAGAGCAAUGGGGCGCCUGAGCCGGCUGCAGCGCAAUCGAAUCCGCCGCCACCAAAGCAGCAGCCAGAGGCAAAGGCAAGGGAGCCGGAGCCGGAGCCCGAUCCUAUGGAGGUGACAGAGGAGGAGAAGGAGCAUAAGGAGAGGAAAGCGUCGGCGCAGAAGGAGAAGGAAGCGGGCAACGCCGCUUACAAAAGGAAGGAUUUUGAUAUCGCGAUCCAGCACUACACAACGGCCAUGGAGCUCGAUGAUGAGGACAUCUCCUACAUCACCAAUCGUGCUGCUGUUUAUCUUGAGAUGGGAAAGUUUGAUGAAUGCAUUAAGGACUGUGAUAAGGCUGUUGAGAGAGGAAGGGAACUACAUGCUGAUUUCAAGAUGAUCUCGAGGGCACUCACCAGAAAAGGAACUGCUCUUGCUAAACUUGCUAAAUCAUCGCAAGACUAUGAUGCUGCCAUUGAGACUUUCCAGAAGGCGUUAACUGAGCACCGGAACCCAGAUACCCUCAAAAAACUAAAUGAUGCAGAACGAGCAAAGAAGGAGCUGGAGCAACAAGAGUACUAUGACCCAGGAAUUGCUGAUGAGGAGCGAGAAAAAGGUAAUGAGUUCUUUAAGCAGCAGAAAUAUCCAGAAGCAGUGAAGCAUUACACUGAAGCUCUCAGGAGAAACCCCAAGGACCCAAGGGUAUACAGCAAUAGGGCUGCCUGUUACACCAAGCUGGGGGCCCUUCCUGAAGGUCUGAAAGAUGCUGAGAAGUGCAUUGAGCUAGAUCCCACAUUCUCCAAGGGAUACACAAGGAAAGGUGCUAUCCAAUUUUUCAUGAAAGAAUAUGACAAAGCGCUGGAAACUUAUCAAGCUGGCCUAAAGCAUGACCCAAAAAAUCAGGAGCUGCUUGAUGGUGUAAGGAGGUGUGUUGAACAGAUCAACAAGGCGAGCAGAGGCGAACUCAGCGAGGAGGAACUGAAAGAGAGACAGAACAAAGGCAUGCAGGACCCUGAAAUCCAGAACAUCCUGACUGAUCCGAUCAUGCGGCAGGUUUUGACCGAUUUACAGGAGAACCCUCGAGCUGCCCAGGUGCACCUCAAGAACCCCGGAGUGAUGCAAAAGAUCCAGAAGCUCGUCAGCGCCGGGAUAGUUCAGAUGAAGUAG